This is a messenger RNA of Hippoglossus stenolepis (Pacific halibut), 966 nucleotides long. Its product is annotated as adenosine receptor A2a-like. The coding region runs from base 1 to 966 and encodes 321 amino acids. NCBI's taxonomy places the organism in Eukaryota, Metazoa, Chordata, Actinopteri, Pleuronectiformes, Pleuronectidae. The record is from RefSeq and is a predicted model, not a curated record. The transcript is spliced from 5 exons. Gene Ontology annotation, cellular component: membrane. Gene Ontology annotation, biological process: vasodilation; adenylate cyclase-activating G protein-coupled receptor signaling pathway; G protein-coupled adenosine receptor signaling pathway. Gene Ontology annotation, molecular function: G protein-coupled adenosine receptor activity.
AUGAAUGCGACCCACAGCUGCACGGCAGAGAUGCCUUAUGGGUUCCUUCCUCGUCUCAAAGGGCUGUACAUCGCCAGCGAGCUCCUCAUCGCCGUUAUGGCCAUCAUCGGAAACGUCCUGGUCUGCCUGGCUGUCACCCGCAACAAGAAGCUUCGCACGGUCACCAACUACUUUCUGGUUUCUCUGGCGGUGUCGGACAUCCUGGUGGGUUUGGUGGCCAUUCCCUGUGCCGUGCUGACGGACCUGGGUCAACCUCGCCACAACCUGCCCCUCUGCCUGGUGCUGCUCAGCAUCCUGAUGGUGCUCACACAGAGCUCCAUCCUGAGUCUGUUGGCCGUGGCAGCAGAGCGCUACAUGGCCAUCCUCCUGCCCUUCCAGUACCAGCGCAUGAUGAGCCCCAGGAACGCCCAGUUGGCGCUGCUGGUCACCUGGGGCCUCGGGGCCAUCUCCGGCACCGUGCCGCUCAUGGACUGGAAACGACAACCAGCAGACUCUGACUACUGUAUCUUCACGUGUGUGGUGGACAUGAGCUACAUGGUCUACUUCAACUUCUUCUGCUGCCUCCUGGUCCCCCUGGUGGCCAUGAUCAUCAUCUACGCCCACAUCUUCCUCACCGUUCGCCGCCAACUCAGACGCAUCGCCGUGGCCAGAGGAACCGGCGAGGACGCGAGGGCUGGCGCCAGUGGGAGCAGCGGCACCUCCCAGGAGCUGCGGAAGGCCACCUCGCUUUUCAUGGUCCUCUUUCUCUUCACCGUGUGCUGGCUGCCCAUCCACCUCAUCAACUGCAUCCUGCUGCUCUGCCCCAACUGUAACGUGCCCAUGUCGCUCACGCUCACCGCCAUUCUGCUUUCCCACGCCAACUCGGCCCUGAACCCGAUCCUGUACGCGUACAGGAUGAGGUCAUUCCGACACACGCUGAUAGGCAUGUGGAGGGGGGUGUGGAGCGCUGGGCCGAAGCACCAGUAG